GUGAGAGCUCUGUGUCCGCCUCCCCCUCUGCGCUGCCCUCCUCUCUGAGUUAGCUGCUCCGUCUCCUCCGCUAGCAUUAGCAUUAGCAUUAGCCUGCCCCUGGUAGCAGCCCGGGCGAACAUGGCCAUGUCGCAGGCUCUGUCGGAGGAGGAGUUCCAUCGGAUGCAGGCUCAGCUGUUGGAGCUGCGGACUCAGAACUAUCAGCUGUCUGAUGAUCUCAGGAAGAACACGACAGAGCUGAACACCGUCCGUCAGAAGAAUGUGGUUCUGGAAAGAGAUUUUGUCAAAGCACAGAAGGCUCUGAAUAAGAGCAAGAAAGCUCAGGAGGUGGAAGCUCUGCUGAGCGAGAACGAGAUGCUUCAAGGGAAACUUCACAGUCAGGAGGAAGAUUUCAGGCUCCAGAACAGCACGUUGAUGACUGAGCUGUCCAAGCUGUGUACACAGAUCGAACAGCUGGAACAGGAGAACCAGGAGCUGAAGGAGGGAGGAGGAGGCUCUGCAAACACUGCCCCUCCAAACCCCGCCUCCUGUCCUGUUGAUGGAGAACUGCUCCGCCUCCAGGCCGAGAACUCCACCCUCCAGAAGAAAAUGAAAGCCCUCCAGGAGCGCUAUGACAAAGAGCUGCCGCAGAGACAGGGCAACCAAAGCGUUACCUCAGAGACGGAGUCCGCCGGCGCCAACGGCGUCUCUGAUGUCACAGCAAGAGGGGAGGAGCCAGGAGCAGAGGGAACCAAUGAGAGACUGGAACAGUCAGAGGCUCAGCUGCAACAAACAGAGAAACAGAUCCAUGGCCUGUCAGAGAAGAGCGUAGAGAAGAUUGUAGCUAAGCAGGCAGCGAUAGGCUGGUCGGCUGCUCUCUGUCCAAUAACUCACUGCUUUGGACCAGAGCUGGAGAUGGCACUGAACACCGAGCAGGAGGAGAAGAGGCUGCUGAAGGAGCAGAUCCACCACCUCGAGGCAUCCAAACAGACUGAAAUCACCAAACUGCAGGAAGAGAUUGCAAAGCUCUCUGACAAGUUGAAGAAGAAGCAGGAAAGUUUUCAGCGUCUGCAGGGGGAAAAGGAGGCUCUGUACAACGACAGCAGGACAAAGAUCGAUGAGAUCAACCAGAAGAAAGAAGAGGAUCUGAAGACUUUAAACGUCCGCAUCCAGAAACUACAGUCAGAUGUCAUGGCAGCCAAUCAGAUCUCAACGGAGCUCAGAGAGCAGCUGCAGAGCAAAGAGAGGGAGCAUGAAGUGGCCGUGCACACUCUGAGAGACCAGGUAGCCAAUCAGAGUGCAGUCAGUCAGGAGCAGGUGGACAACAUCCUGCAGGAGAACGAUGCUCUGAGGACAAACCUCGCAGCUCUAGAACAGAUCCAGACGGUGAAAACGCAGGAGAUGAAUCUGAUGCGUGAGCAGCAGGAGGCGCUGACGAGCGAGCUGCAGCAGAGACGCGCUGAACAGGAGAGUAUGUUAGCUCAGAGAGACGACCUGGACUCCCAGCUGCAGGAGUCGAGUUUUGCAAACAGGAAGUUGUUGGAGCAGUUAACAGAAGAAGGACAAGAGAAGGACAAACUGCUGAGAGACCUGGACGAGGCCAAGAAGACGGCAGAGAAGAGGAAGUCCAUGUUGGAUGACAUGGCCAUUCAGCUGAGCCAGGAGAAGUCCGACCACAAGGAGGCGCUGUCAGACCUCAAACUGCAGCACGAGAAGGAGGUCCUGGGGGUGAGGGCUCGGUAUGAGAAGGAGCUCAGAGGACUCCACGAAGAUAAGAAUCGCUCUGAGGAGGAGAUCAGACAGCAGCUGAGAGAUGAGAAGGCUCGUACCAAAGAGCUGGAGGGGCUCCAGCCGAAGGUGGAGGAGUUACAGGCUCAGGUUCAGUCCAUGGAGGGAACCAAAGGGUGGUUCGAGAGACGACUCAAGGAGGCUGAGGAGAACUUAGAGAAGAACUCGCUCGAACAUCAGGAGGAGAUCAAACAGCUGCAGAAAGACCACACACUUCAGCUGGAGGGGAAGCAGUCAGAGAUGGAGGGACUGAACCAGCAGCUGGUGGAGGUGGAGAAACAGAGGGAAGAACACGGCGACACCAUCGGAAAACUCAAACAGGAGAUUAAGGACACUGUGGACGGUCAGAGGAUCUUAGAGAAGAAGGGAAGUGCAGCGCUGAAGGAUUUGAAGCGGCAGCUGCAUCUGGAGAGGAAGCGAGCGGACAAACUGCAGGAACGACUUCAGGAGAUACUGACCAACAGCAAGACGAGGACAGGUCUGGAGGAGCUGGUCCUCUCGGAGAUCAACAGUCCCAGUCGGACUCAGCAGACCGGAGACUCGUCCUCCGUCUCCUCCUUCUCCUACAGGGACAUGAUGAAGGAGGCUCAGCCGACCAGUCAGAACAAGCCUGUGUCUCUGUCUCAGUCCGGAGGAGGAAGUCCUCAGUCCCAGCGUCCGGCCGAGCUCUCAGACGACGAGGUGGGGGAGUUGUUCCAGCGUCUGGCUGAGGUGCAGCAGGUGAAGUGGAUGCUGGAGGAGAAGGUGAAACAUCUGGAGGUGAGCUGUUCGUCCAUGGCGGAGGACAUCUGCAGGAAGAGCGCCAUCAUAGAGACAUACGUGAUGGACAGCCGCAUAGGCAGCGCCGUCGGAGGUCAUGGAGGUCAUGGAGGUCAUGGAGGUCACGGAGGCCACGGGGGCCACGGAGGUCACGGAGGCUCCCAGGGAGAGAGAGGAGGUCUGGGUUCUGUCCUCAGGGACCUGGUGAAGCCGGGAGACGAGAACCUGAGGGAGAUGAACAAGAAGCUGCAGAACAUGUUGGAGGAGCAACUGACCAAGAACAUGCACCUGCAGAAGGACCUGGAGGUUUUGUCCCAGGAAUUAGUCCGUCUCAGCAAAGAGACCAGUCCAGGAGGGGGUGCAGCUGGGUCGGGAUGAGACUAUCACCUGAGUCUACCCGUCCGUUCCCUUUCCUCUCACUACUGUUGCUCUUCAAGGUGUGGGCUGGGCUCAGACUAACACCUGGAACCAGCAUUUCUGUCUUUCCCAUUCCCGAGCCGGAGACCUGCUGUGGGCUGGGACUAUGGUCUGGAGCGGUUAGGGCAACACUUCAGUCUGUCUGCUGGGCUAUGACUAAAUGCUGGCAAUAUGUUUAUGUUUCUCAAUGAGAGAACCGUAAGAAACUAAAGACACAGAGGGAACGGAAACAAGAAACAUUGGGCUCAGCUCAUUUAUGUUGCUGUUGAAUGUACUGUAAUUAGAUUGUACCACUCUGUUGUGUCCUGGCUAUAACCUGGAAACCACAUUGUAACUGUAUAUUUGACUGUAUAUUUUAGCUUUUGCUGGAUCUUAUGUCUGUUGGGUCCUGGCUAUGUCCUGGAACACACCAGCCUGAUAUCUACACUGACUGAUUAUUGUUUCCAAUGUGCAGUAGCUCUGUUGUGAUCUGGUUAUUUCCUGGGCUUCCUGUCUGCACCAAAAUAAUCGAUAUACUUUACUGGAAAGACCUGGGGUCGGUCUAUGCCCUGGGUUGACUUAGACUAUAUCUGAAGUGGUUGGUUCCUCUUUCUGCCGCAUCUCACGAGCUUCAGAUGCGAGACUCCUCGGUUCUUAUCAUUGCGACGUAAAGUUCCAUGUGUGGGUCAUGUGAUCAUGAUGAAAUCAAUGGCAUCGCAACUGAGCCCAGAUCAGCUGCAGGUGAAGAACAUGAGAUGAGGCUGAAAGAUCAAGUAAGAGAAGCUUUUAAUGGAGAAGUUAGGAGUUCAGGUUUGGAUUUGCAUGUGACUAUGUCCUGGGCGUCAGGGAUGCACGCAGCUUACACACCUUGACCUGCUCUUCAUGUUAACCACUGAAAGUGAUGGUGGCCAGUUGGUGUCCGGCUGUGGCUACUUCCUGGACUCUUGCACACAGAGACUCCUGUGUGUGUGGAGCUUUUACAUCGCAGCCUCGUGAAGCCGUUUCACUUCCCCUCUCAGUUAUUACUUUUCUAACUGGGAUGUAAAAUGUCUCUGAAUCGUUCGGAUACAUGAUUCAAAAUCUCUCAUGAAUUUAUCAAUUUAAUUUAAAGCAAGAAAAAGAACGUCUCAUGUUUCUAAAUCCAAAUUAAAAGAAACAUAAACAUUGGAUCAGUUUAAUUACUGGAUGUUUAGUUUCAAAAGAUUGUUGCUCGUGAUGCAAAUUGUCUCAUUUAAGAAACUCGAUGACUAUUACUGUGUUUGUUCAGCCUUUUGUCUCCGGGGUUGUGUCUCUGCCCGUGAAUUACACGACCUCUAAUUUAUCUUGCACUGGAAACAUUGUGUGUUUAUUUCCAUCCUGAGACCAAAUGUUGCAGAAAAAGAUUCAAACUCUCGGCUUCCGAUGUUUUUGUGGUUAUUUCUUUCCCCCGUCGGGCUGCGUCUAAUUCCUGCUUGAAGCAACUUAUUGUUUUGACUCCAUCUUUAAAUCUGUAUUUGUUUUGUGGGAUUUAAAAAAACAACUGAACUUGAACUUUAAAAACGACAAACAACUCCUGUCUCUUCAGCUUUUAUCCUCUGACUCGGGAACGUUAUCUUUUAGUUGUUUUUUAAUGUUUGCUACAUGGGCUCUAACUAUGUCCUGGAUGCACCAGGGCUCAGACUAUGUCCUGGACAUUAUGCCUGUGUCUGCUGUGGAGACUCCUUCUGAAACCGAUUGUUGUUGUUGCAGCUUUAAACACAUUUCUACGGAUUUAACUCACAAAAUAACUGGAAAUAUUUGAAGAAAUUAAAAACGUGCACUCUUUGAUUUUGGUCUGAAAAAUUCAAUGUUUGAUGUAAAUAUUCAACAUGGUGAAGUCAGGAAGUGGUCGAGCUGCUCUGACUGAAUGGGAUCCGUCUAUGUGCUGGGCAGUGACUCCGCCUGUUGCUCUGUUGUAUUGUCUGUAACAGCUGCAAUCUGUAUAUAAUGUGAACGCUGACACAUGACUUCUAACUGUAUAAGAAUCAGCUGAUCUAUUUAUGAGACUGAUGACGCUAAUUAUUCUUAAUGAUGAGAAAAUAUAAAAUGUCGUCUAAGA
This is a messenger RNA of Pleuronectes platessa (European plaice), 4999 nucleotides long. RefSeq names its product GRIP1 associated protein 1 (gene gripap1). NCBI's taxonomy places the organism in Eukaryota, Metazoa, Chordata, Actinopteri, Pleuronectiformes, Pleuronectidae. Gene Ontology annotation, cellular component: postsynaptic recycling endosome; glutamatergic synapse; extrinsic component of postsynaptic early endosome membrane. Gene Ontology annotation, biological process: regulation of neurotransmitter receptor transport, endosome to postsynaptic membrane; regulation of recycling endosome localization within postsynapse; regulation of modification of synaptic structure. The record is from RefSeq and is a predicted model, not a curated record. The coding region runs from base 121 to 2904 and encodes 927 amino acids. The transcript is spliced from 29 exons.